UGGGCACCAGGAAUGGGUGGGAAAACAACUCGUACUCCAGAAGCAACUCCCCUACCUUUCUACGUGAUCUGCACCUUUAAACUUACCCCCAUCCUAAACCAGACCCUGAAGGCACCACCCACAUCCGUGUAACAUCACUUCCUUCAGGGUUAGGGGAAAAAAUAUCUGGGAAAGCGGAGGGUACAGCUAAUCCAGACGCGGAGGGAAAGCGCGGGUUUACUGCUGGGAUUCCGGCCCUGCGUCUGCUCUGCUCCGCGGCUCCGCUCAUCUACGGCCAUGAAGCUGCGGCCUCGUCUCGGGGCCACCUGUUUGCUGGGCUUCAGUUUCCUGCUUCUCGCCACCUCUUCUUAUGGACAUACUGGGCUUGGAAAGGGUUUUGGUGAUCACAUUCAUUGGAGGACACUAGAAGAUGGAAAGAAAGAAGCAGCUGCCAGUGGCUUGCCCCUGAUGGUGAUUAUCCAUAAAUCCUGGUGUGGCGCUUGCAAAGCUUUAAAGCCCAAAUUUGCAGAAUCUACGGAAAUUUCAGAGCUUUCCCAUAAUUUUGUUAUGGUAAAUCUUGAGGAUGAAGAAGAACCCAAAGAUGAAGAUUUCAGCCCUGAUGGGGGUUAUAUUCCUCGAAUCCUUUUCUUGGAUCCCAGUGGCAAGGUUCAUCCUGAAAUCAUCAAUGAGGGUGGAAAUCCCAGCUACAAGUAUUUCUAUGUCAAUGCUGAACAAGUCGUCCAGGGGAUGAAGGAAGCACAGGAAAGACUGACGGGGGAUGCCUUCAGAGAGAAACAUCUUGAAGAUGAAUUGUAACCUGAGUGUGUCAUUUCUUUUGUCAAAGUUACUAUUGUGGAAGGAAAGCAGCAGGGAGGGGAAGGGAUGCUGAGGAAUUGUUCAGAACAAUGAAACCAACCAAGAAACCUUGCUCCCGCUUUGCUGGGAAGGAACACUUUUCCUGUGGAAGAGUUCUGCUCUCAGAUGCUGGCUACAUGCUUGUGGAUUCAGCAGGGACGUCUGCCCCCCUCUCACCUAAAAUCUAAUUGUCUUUGAAUGUAGCAAACAAAACCUUUUUACACACAACUUGAGCCAUUUGGAGAUUUCCUCCUCAUACUUAAGUAUUUGAAUACUUUUCCAUUUCUUCCUGCUGUGCUCACCUUAGUGGUGAAAGAGCAGUAGCAUCUUUUCUACACUGUAGAAAUUGCAGAAAUAGCUUAACACUAAAAGCAACCCCCAAAUACAGAUCAGUAGUUCUGCCCACCAUCAAGAAGACUGACCUGUUUUUUUCUCCUUUUCUCCUGAAAAUUAUCUUGGACUACUUCCUGAAUCCUUACCAGGGACUUCCUCUCCUCCUGCUUAGGCUUCCCUAUUUGCAUGCAUGACUGUUCAGGGAUGGCUGUGUGCUUGGACUCAGCCCUAGCUGGAAGCAUGCCUUCCCCUAUUAUUGGACAAAACCAAACCUUCAAGGCCUAGGUGGAGCCAUUUUUGUCAAGUCAUCAAACUAUUUUUGUACUGGGGUUAACAACAACAACAAAAUUUAAUUGUUCCAUGAAACUUUAAUAAAACUUUAAAAAAGAA
Messenger RNA from Erinaceus europaeus (western European hedgehog), 1557 nucleotides. It is a transcript of the gene TXNDC12, whose product is annotated as thioredoxin domain containing 12. Bases 277 to 795 code for a protein of 172 amino acids. The record is from RefSeq and is a predicted model, not a curated record. Lineage: Eukaryota; Metazoa; Chordata; Mammalia; Eulipotyphla; Erinaceidae. The transcript has 7 exons. Gene Ontology annotation, cellular component: endoplasmic reticulum.